This is a messenger RNA of Carassius auratus (goldfish), 10348 nucleotides long. Its product is annotated as protein argonaute-2. Bases 389 to 3007 code for a protein of 872 amino acids. Gene Ontology annotation, cellular component: RISC complex. The transcript is spliced from 20 exons. The record is from RefSeq and is a predicted model, not a curated record. NCBI's taxonomy places the organism in Eukaryota, Metazoa, Chordata, Actinopteri, Cypriniformes, Cyprinidae. Gene Ontology annotation, biological process: regulatory ncRNA-mediated gene silencing; regulation of DNA-templated transcription. Gene Ontology annotation, molecular function: RNA binding; protein binding; endoribonuclease activity, cleaving siRNA-paired mRNA.
AUGACCGCCAGCGUUAGUUAGAUGUUUAUUUAAUGAAUGUUUUAGUACUGCUCUUGGUAAUUUUGAAUAAAAUACAUUAAAUAAAGCAUAAGUCGACGCUGAUAUACCUCACACAUAUGUUAGUGUCGGUUUCCUCUAGCUUUGAAGCAGUGAGAGUGUGUGAGUGUCUGGUAAAUACGCGCUCGUGCUGUGAGGGGGGAUGGGAUGGGGCCACUCAGAGCUCUCGUGCUCCACUAACUCAGCGCGCUCAUUAAUCCCAGCUUUCUCCUUUAUAUCGAUGCUGUCUUAAAUUAAAAUUAAUUUUCCCCGUUACCGCAUGUGUUACGUGGCACCAGAAAAGCAAAAAGUAUUUGUCUGCGAUUGAGUUUUGGUGCAGAAAGCGUUUAAAAUGUAUCCCAUUGGAGCAGCUGGUGCUGCUGAGCUGUGUCAGGGACAUCAGUCUUCAGGGUCAGAUGUUUCUGCUCCCCUGUCUCCUCCGGCACAAGAGUAUGUCUUCAAACCACCUCAACGGCCAGACUUUGGCACAAUGGGUCGGACAAUCAAGCUUCAGGCCAACUUCUUUGAAAUGGAAAUACCCAAGCUGGAGGUGUACCAUUACGACAUAGAUAUAAAGCCCGAGAAAUGCCCACGGAGAGUAAACCGUGAAAUUGUUGAGCACAUGGUCCAGCACUUUAAGACGCAAAUCUUUGGAGAUCGAAAGCCUGUGUAUGAUGGAAGGAAGAAUCUCUACACUGCCAUGCCUUUACCCAUUGGAAGAGAAAAAGUGGAACUGGAGGUCACAAUUCCAGGUGAGGGAAAAGACAGGAGUUUUAAAGUAGCUAUCAAAUGGAUGUCCUGUGUGAGUCUGCAAGCUCUACAUGAAGCACUGACUGGACGGCUACCAAACAUCCCUUUUGAGACCAUUCAGGCUCUGGACGUUGUCAUGAGACAUUUGCCCUCUAUGAGGUACACCCCAGUCGGACGUUCAUUCUUCACUCCCUCUGAGGGCUGCUCCAACCCCCUCGGUGGAGGAAGAGAAGUCUGGUUUGGCUUCCAUCAGUCUGUUCGACCAUCCCUCUGGAAGAUGAUGCUCAACAUUGAUGUGUCUGCCACUGCGUUCUACAAAGCUCAACCUGUGAUUGAGUUCAUGUGUGAAGUUUUGGAUUUUAAAAGCAUUGAAGAGCAACAGAAGCCUUUAACGGAUUCCCAGAGAGUGAAGUUUACCAAGGAAAUCAAAGGAUUGAAGGUUGAAAUCACUCACUGUGGACAGAUGAAGAGAAAAUACAGGGUGUGUAAUGUGACUAGGAGACCAGCCAGCCAUCAAACGUUUCCCUUACAGCAAGAGAAUGGUCAGACUAUUGAAUGCACUGUCGCCCAGUACUUUAAGGAUAAGUACAAACUGGUGCUGCGAUAUCCACAUCUCCCAUGUUUACAAGUUGGUCAGGAGCAAAAACACACUUACCUUCCAUUGGAGGUCUGUAACAUAGUAGCCGGACAGAGAUGCAUCAAAAAACUGACAGACAACCAGACCUCCACUAUGAUACGUGCCACAGCCAGGUCUGCGCCUGAUCGCCAGGAUGAGAUCAGCAAACUGAUGAGAAGUGCCAACUUCAACACAGAUCCUUAUGUGCGUGAGUUUGGAGUUCUGGUUCGAGACGAGAUGACUGAGGUCAAUGGUCGGGUCCUUCAGGCACCUUCAAUUCUCUAUGGUGGAAGGAACAAAGCAAUAGCAACCCCAGUCCAGGGUGUGUGGGACAUGAGGAACAAGCAGUUCCACACAGGGAUUGAGAUCAAAGUGUGGGCUAUUGCCUGCUUUGCCCCGCAGAGGCAGUGUACAGAACUUCUUCUGAAGGCAUUUACUGAUCAGCUCCGUAAGAUUUCACGUGAUGCUGGGAUGCCCAUUCAGGGCCAGCCGUGUUUUUGCAAAUAUGCCCAGGGAGCAGACAGUGUGGAGCCCAUGUUCAAACACCUCAAGUACACAUACCAAGGCUUACAGUUGGUGGUGGUCAUUCUACCUGGGAAGACUCCAGUUUAUGCUGAGGUGAAGCGUGUUGGAGAUACUGUUCUUGGCAUGGCCACGCAAUGUGUCCAGGUGAAGAAUGUACAGAAAACCACACCUCAGACCCUUUCAAACCUCUGCCUCAAGAUUAAUGUCAAACUGGGUGGAGUCAACAACAUUCUUCUUCCACAGGGCAGGCCCUUGGUGUUUCAGCAACCAGUCAUCUUUCUGGGUGCAGAUGUGACUCAUCCACCAGCUGGCGAUGGCAAGAAACCCUCAAUUGCUGCUGUUGUUGGCAGUAUGGAUGCCCACCCAAGCCGAUACUGUGCCACGGUGCGGGUGCAGCAGCACCGUCAGGACAUCAUUCAGGAUCUAGCCACCAUGGUGAGAGAGCUGCUGAUCCAGUUCUACAAAUCCACACGCUUUAAACCAACACGCAUAAUCUACUACAGAGAUGGCAUCUCAGAGGGCCAGUUCAACCAGGUUCUACAGCAUGAACUGCUGGCUAUUCGUGAAGCCUGCAUCAAGCUGGAGAAAGAUUAUCAACCAGGCAUCACCUUUGUAGUAGUGCAGAAGAGACACCACACCAGGCUCUUCUGCAUGGACCGGAAUGAGCGGGUUGGAAAGAGUGGCAACAUCCCUGCCGGCACCACAGUUGACACCAAAAUUACUCAUCCGUCUGAGUUUGACUUUUAUCUUUGCAGUCAUGCCGGAAUUCAGGGAACCAGCAGGCCAUCCCACUAUCACGUGCUGUGGGACGACAACCAUUUCACCUCUGAUGAGCUGCAGGUCCUCACCUACCAACUGUGCCACACAUAUGUGCGCUGCACCCGCUCUGUCUCCAUUCCUGCACCAGCCUACUACGCUCACCUGGUGGCGUUUCGUGCUCGCUACCACUUGGUUGACAAAGAACAUGACAGUGCUGAAGGCAGUCAUACGUCAGGUCAAAGUAAUGGUAGAGACCAGCAAGCCCUGGCCAAAGCUGUGCAGAUCCACCAGGACACUCUGCGUACCAUGUACUUCGCCUGAACAUAGCCAGAAACAAGCCCUACAUCCUGAAAACAGCACGGUGUGUGUGUGUGUCUGUGUAUUUUUAUGUGUCUGCCUCAAUUGUAUAAAUGAGAACCUUCAAAUGGGGGAAAAAACAAGAAUCGCCAUACUGUUAGGUUUCCAAUUGCCCACGUAGUCAAUUUCCGUACAAGCUAAAUAUCCAUGAUUUUUAGAACAGUAAUAUGUGAAUUUAAAUUAGCUUUUUUUUUUCUUUUUUUUUGGAGGCAUGGUUAUGUCUCUGUUAUACAUGUGCAUGUCAGAUUAGAGGUUAACAUGUUUACAUAUAGUCAAUCCAAAAAUUCAGACUAUUUUUACACUGAAAGUAACAUUUGCAUCCGAAUGGGCUUGAUUCAGUACUAUAGCCAAGGCUGGUGAUGGAGACUGUCCAACAGUAGUUUUUACAAACUCAUCAAACCAAUGGGUUCGGGUUAGUUUAGAACAGCACAGAUCAGGUUUAGGGGUUGUGGGGUUGCAGUUUCCACAGCUAAAUUAUUUAUCAGCAAAAGCAAGUGCACUGACCAGAUGGGGACUUCAGGACAAAAGUACUUAUCCUGUUUUGUUUCAUUUAUUUGUGCUAAUAUGAAUUUUUUAUCAUGGUGUCAUUGUUCAGUCCAGUGCUCAGUCAUCCUACUGUACCUGCCCGCCAAUGACAUGAUGGGCCGAGCAUGAUCAUGUGCUUGUAUCAUGAAAUUUGAACACAGUAUGUGCAGAAUCAAGAAUGCAUUUGAAAGUGAGAAUGUAGGAAUUGUUCUGACAAUCAGUUUUCUGGCGCUCACAUGACACUGGUUCUCAUUAAUGACACCCUCCGUUUACCUGUGCCAGGGUUCUCAAUGCAGAAACAGCUCUGGAAUAUGGGUAAUUGUCAUGAAAAGUACUAAUAUCUUGGGGCUCUAAGCAUUUAGAUGAGAUUAUCUUGUACGUACUUUUAAAUUCUUCUGCCAUGAGCUUUUUUAUUUUUUUAUUUUUUCUGAUUGUAAUGUAAGGUUUCAGCGGGUUGGACGUGUCUAAGUUAAAUUUCUAAAACAUGUCAAAAACACCUUUUAAGGAAAAAAUACCAUCACCUUUCACUUAAAGCACCUGUUCUGAAAUUGUUAUGAUGUUGUCAAAUCUUCCCCACAUUGAAACGCAAAGCCAGUUUUGUGCUGAAUAUUGGGGAAUCUGGAGCCCUGGGAUUUUCUUGGUUCUGUGCGUGGUUUCUUAUAGUGAAGUCUGACUGUACUUCGCCUACCAGGUUUAAGCUGUCAUCGCACUCCAGCUGGCCAUACAGGCAAUUGAAGAAUAAUACUAAUACAGUUGCAUUGACACAAAAUCAGUGAAAAUUUCAAAUGCACCUUAGUUGUUUUUUUUUUGUUUUUUUUACCAAGAAUCUGAGGUUAGAGAAAUAGAGGUUUUCAUGAGAAUAUUACAAAUUCCUUUUUUAACAUUCAAGAUGUAUUCUUUUUAGAUAUAUAAAACUAAAUUAAUUUAGCAGAAUCUAUUUUUUCUUUUUGAGACUUUUUGUAGAGUAACGGUGGGGCCAUUAGCCGAGUAGUUGUUAGCCGAAUAGAAAAGGUAUUUAGUUUGAAUCCAAACUUAGUUCAGAUUGAAGCGCAAUACAUCAUAUGUGAGUCGGUAAACUGUUUUCAUGUAAACAGUCUUAUCCCUUCUAAAGCAUAUCAUUGUGAUGUGUAGUGAUUGUUUCAGUCUUGUUAGUGAAGUAACUGUAAGAUCACUUCCCCCAAAUAAUUCUUCAAUUCUAACUUGAAAUUCUUGAAAUUUUGAACCAUCUUUUUCUAACUAUGCAUUCUUAACCAAGAGAUUUUAGUGGUAUGUUUGUGUAUAUGAAUUAUAAAUAUAGAACAUUUGUAAUGUAGUCAUUUUCAUGCUGGGUACUUUAGUAGUGUAAAUAGUGCAAAGCCUGUACCCGCUGUAGCAGUAUUAGCUUACAAAAUACUCUAUUUUUAUUAUCAACAAUUGGAUGUUCUUUCUAUGGCUCUCAAUUAUUCCUGUUAGCCGAACAAGAUUACAUAUGUACUUGUGGUUAAUGUCCUACCAUAACUGAAGCACAAUAAGACAUUAUAAUUGUAGGUGCUAGAGUUUAUUCUUGAGACUGCCAUUUUUUAAGUAUCUUGUUUGACUUCAGCUUUUAAACAAGAAUCACAGACUGGUGGUCAGAGAACUUAAUGGGUAUGUUUGGUUUUUGAUCUGGCGAAAUCUAUGACUUUGGACCCUGAAACCCUGGCCCUUCUCUUUCUAAAUCCAACAGGCUGCGUAUAAGGGGCAUUUUAAUUUAUCUUCAAAUACUUGAUUAGAGUUAUGUUGUUAUUUGGCGCUGAUCUCGUAACUUGUGAAAGUAGAUGCACUUUGAAGAGCAAUGGACACAGACCCCCAGUUCCUGUGUGUAUCUGGAUCACGAGUGUUGUUUGGGUGCAGUUGUGUGGAAAUGUCUAGAUGUCCUACCUCCUGUUACCUGUUACUUGCAUAAUGGUAACAUUACCGCACUGGUCAUUUCCUCAUAAUUGCACUAAUAGGGAACUUGUCUUUUCAUCCCUCUGUAAGUGAAGGUGGUAGAUGUCACAGAAAAUCUUGAACACUUGCUCUAAAAGGCAUCUCGAAUUCAUAUUUGUUCAGAGGCCAUUCCUGCUGGCAUUUAGCCUAGAUGAUUUAGCAUUGCUGUUGUCUUUUGAUGGUAGUUUAAAGUGAUGUAUUCAAAGUGCUGCAAGUUUCCGACAUGAAUCCCAAAUAUCAUUAUAUGCUUUCCAUAAAUAAGUGGCUUGAUGCUUUAAAUGUGCUCCGUAAGCUAUAAAAAUAUUCAUAAAUGUGUGGUGUGAAUUUCAGUUUCAUAAUUUUUUGUCCUUUUUAAAUUGCAGCGCAUUUUUGCUUUAUACAUAUAAUUGUUUGAGUCUCAUGUUGCCGUUUUUCUUUUUUUCUUUAGGUUUGAAUAAUAGUAGGCUAUUUAUCAUACAGCAACAAAAACGAGAGAUGAAAUCAUUGCUCAACCUACUACUUCUAGAUAUUCUCUGGAACAAUCAGAUUUCUUUAAAACCAUUCGUUUCAUCCUCAUGACCUGCUUUAUUUAGAUGUUUUUAGACGUUACUGAGAUUAAGUAUUUUAACCUUUUAAAAAAAUUCAGCACCUUAGUCACAGGUCUACAACAUAUGCAAUUUCUCAAGUGUGAAAUAUGAGAUGUUUUUGCACUAUAUCAGAAGUGGUGUUUCUAAUUUGCAUUCUGGAGGACAGAUUGUAAGAGAAGAACCAUCGAUAUUAGAAUAGUCUUGGCUUUAUUUCUUUGUUCAUAUACAAUCAUAUUGGCACUAAUCUAUUAAAAGUUAACAAACGUGAGAAGGUCUUGAGUUCUUACACUAUGCAAAAACUCAUUUCCAUUCAGAGCAGUCCCUCUGUUUAUAUAUAGGGGUCAAAUUGUCGGAUUUUGUCUGUGAAAUCUGUCAUGCAUACCAAAUUGAGUUAGGGACUCUGAGUGAACGCAAGCCUCACUUGUGUGUGAGUGGUGUUUUUUUUUUCUUCCAUUCCCUCCUUCCACAAUACAAUCAACUGAUGUUUUUAGCAAUCUGACGCAAAUGCUCGAUUCAGAUAAAUCCGUUCAAAUAUCUGUGAAUGCAAAUGUAAUGGAGGCCAAGGAUUAAGGGAGGAGAAUGAAGUAUGGUGCUGGUUUUGCAAGCUUGUCGUGUUAAUCUAUGCUGCAGCAUCUCUGUUUCAAUUCUUAAGAGGCACACACAGUGUUAACAGAAAAUUGAAAUGGUGCCUCAAUUUCCCUGGAAACUUUGAAAUAUUUAUCAUUGUUAUUCCAUUUACAUUGUCUCUUUGAGUCGUCUUUUCUAGAGUAUUGUCUUUUUCCUGCUUGAGUGAAGCUUGUAUAUUGCUUGGCGAAGUAUCUUUCCAGCUUUGUGUGGGGUAACCGUGUCCACAUGACUCUUCGCUUUACACCUUAUGAUUUGAAUAAAACUAGUUAGCUGUGUUGAUUCUUAGUUGGUGCCCGAUGACUUUCAGAUUUUAAUUUCAGAAACAUAUAUUUUAUUCAUGCCAGACAAAUAAAAAAGCCAGUCUCAUCAAAAGAAUUGUGCCCCUGAGCUUGAUGAUCAGAGGUGGUCUUUUAACCUUAAUAAACAUUGCUAAUGUAUUUGCAUUAGAACUUUGCACUAUAGUGUUCUGAAGCAGAAAUGUAAGCCUCUCUCUACAUAACAUUGUAGUUUUGUUACUGUACUCUUUGCUUUUUAAUUCCUAAGGUGGCAAGUUUAAAAUGGGCUACCUUAUGACCUGCUAAAACCAUAAGGAUACAAACGAACAGUUUGAAUGUACUUCAUACGCCUGCAUACUGGUUAAGAACAUCCACCUUAUUUUCACCGGUUUGCUCCACUUUUUUUAUUUAUGCAUGCACAUUUUAAGGUUUUUAUCCAUGAACUGUAUCUCACCAUUCAUGGUUGUGAUGUACUAAACUAACACAUGGGUAGUUUAUUCAGAAUACACACUGGCACAAAGAUCCUCAUAUCUCUGACGUUUGUGGUGCUGUACUGUAAAAAGUGUACAUAAGGCAGUGUUUUGAGCUAUACUAUAACACCCGUGUUCACUUAUCUACCCAUUAAGCCAAAUUCAUUUUCACUGAAGCCCUGCCCUCAUUGUGUGCACAAACUAAACCUCUGCUCAGUUUCAUUACAGAUCCGUUGCCAUUCAUGUAGUUGUUUAUUGGGUUUCAAAACACUUUUUAGGAUUUUGUCCACCCUUCCUAAAUCCUAAAGUAGGUUGGAAAACUAGACUAAAAGGACCAAAAUUGAAGCAUGUUGUGAGGGAUAAAAAUAUUGCAAAGUGUCCUGUCGAAGAGCACAGUUCCAUUAGUUCAUUACAUGCCAACAUGUUAUUUAUUCAAAUAUGAGCAUGCAUAUAAGAUGAAAAUGGGGUCUUGAGAAUAAUUGAGAGCUUCAUCAUGACCUGGCUUUUUAAACCAACUUUGAAAACUACCUCAAUAGUGUCAGGUGCUAACAUUUGAAAUAUCCCUUAUACAUAUAUGUAUAUGUGCUCAUGACAAAGAACAAUAAUUGUGACCAAACAACACAAGCCUAUACUGUGUGUUAAGUCUUUAGUUUUCUUCCAAUCUUUUUUUUUUUUUAAGCGAUUUUACAUUUGUUUUAUGGUGGAUCAAUAUGAGGGAUGUUUCAGCAUGUAACAAAAUUUCAGGGGACCAAAAUAAAUGAUUUGAAAGCUUCCCUUUUUAAAAUGUAGUGAUAAAUACUCAUCAGCUUUUAGAAGUUUAUUAAAACCAUUUUCCCACUGUAGCCUUUGAGUGCAGCUGUUCUCAAAUUCUCUAGUUGUAUUUGAGAACAAAUGAGAAUUCAGGCCAGGAUAAUUGCCAAAACGGUGGUGAAGUUGGUGUAGUUCUUUUCUGGAUCUUGACUGAGUUGAGUUGAUUUGUUAUGUGGCAGUGUCAUCCCCAUGUCCAUCACUAGCAUUGUGCCAUAUCGUGGAUAACAUACUAGACAAGAAACGUCCAAUGACCCCUCCUGUGUGUUUAAUGUAUGUUCGGGGGAAAACUGACAACAUUUUCUUAUGAAGCAGCUUGUCAACCUGUGUCAAAUGGCAAUCGUUGAGCUUUACUGUCUUUGGAGUGCCAGCACUCCACUUGAUUCUUCUACUUGAUUUAUAUCCAGUAUUGCAAUAAAGAUGUUUGGCACUCAUUCGACCCUGAUCCGUUUGAUGAACGUUCUGUGACGAGUCUGCGAUAAGCUAUUUGUAUUUAAACGUUGUCAUGUGAGACUUCGGAGUGCUAUUCAUCGCGGUUGACAUCUGUUUACCUUGCUACAUUUUAUGAAGGGAAUUCAAUUUUGAUUUGAUGUCUCUCAGACUGAUAAAGGAUACAUUAAGCAUCCUAAUACACUGGCAUUUGAGUUUCUUGAGAGAUCAAUAUUAAGGUACAAAGUGGUUCUAUGGAAAUCAUUCACGUUCUAGUUUUCCAUCGGCGAGCUUAAAAACUCUUUUGUGUCGUAUGUGUGCCUUUUUAAAAUCUCUCCCACCCCUGAUCAAGGGACUAUCCUUUUCAUUUGAUCCUCAGCGCCACAUUGAAUAAUUUGUACAUUUAUCAUGCAACCUUGAGUGAAUGCUGCAUAGAAUGAUCAGUAUUUGUAUUUUGCACUUUCUAAGCAGUUUUAAAGGAUGCCCUGUUGUAACUGGGCACACAGACUAAGACUAUUUAAGACGAGGUAUUUUCUGCUACAAUAGGAAUUCUAAGGAACCAGAUGACGACUUGGUCUUUUCGAAAAAUAAAGUGUAUAGAUGUGAAGUACCUCAUAAGCCUGAUAAAUGCUGCAUAAACUUCAUUUAUUGUCUUUUGUGAACCUCAUUUCAAACAGUUUCCCCUAUAGAGAGGUUUGAUGCCCGCAAGCUGUGCAAGCAUUUUCUGAAUUAUGUGAUUUGACCAUUUUAAAGAUUAGCAGCGAUGCAGUUCUGACAGGUUCACUGACAUAAUACAAUAUUACCGAGCCUCAGUCUAGCUUGGACAUUGCUGAGUUGAUCAUGACUAUUAGAUAUGUUGUGACGUCUUGCAGUCAAAAGUUACAGUUGACUCAGGUAUUGCCAUUAAGGGCUGUAUCUGCUAUUGCCUCUCAUCCUCAAUCCCCUCACCUGUGUCUUAAUGUAGCCUUAGGACUGCAUUUAUGGAUGGAACAAAGUAUAUCUGGCCUUAAAAUAUGCACUAUUAACCACAACAUGCAAGUCACUACAAAUCAGGCCAUACGUUUUUGCCAUAAACUACCUCCUGAGAAUGUAGGAGUGUCCUGGAACUGACAGACAGUUUUUUGUUUUUUUGUUUUUUUUUUGCAAAUUGUACUCUAAGUUGACAAUCAUCUUUUUUCAAACAAUAACAAACAAUUGUAAUUCCAGGACACUCUUCUUGUUGUGUUUUUAACCAUAUUCAUGCAAGUGAUGGAAAAGCCAAGUGACCAAAGUUUCUAUUCGAAGGCUUUCUUGCACUGCAUUGUGGUGUCAAACCUCUCUCACAUCAGCAAUUUAUCUUUCAUUUAACCUUGUGUUUGCUCCUUUAUAACAUGCCAAAUUAAAUUUGCUGUCAUUCCUGUCAUGAAUUUUCAUUUCUGAUUCAUGUGUUUGCUUUCACUGCUAAGCUCCUUGUUGUUGUUUUUUGAUAAUGUAAAGUGUGAGCUUUUCCUUUUCCUUCUUUCUUUUCUUGUUUUUUUUUUUUUCUUUUUACAAAACAAAAUUACAAACCAAGAUAUGCUGUAAACCCUGCUAAGACAUAAUGUGAAAACGUAUCAUUUAAUAUAGCUCACUUUUGCUUGACAGUGUAUUGCGUCAUUUAAUAAACUUAAUUUCCUCUGA